Condylostylus longicornis is the source of this 510-nucleotide messenger RNA. RefSeq lists its product as uncharacterized. NCBI's taxonomy places the organism in Eukaryota, Metazoa, Arthropoda, Insecta, Diptera, Dolichopodidae. The record is from RefSeq and is a predicted model, not a curated record. The transcript has 3 exons. The coding region runs from base 148 to 459 and encodes 103 amino acids.
UAGCAAAAAGCAAAUGCAUUGUUUGUAAAUUGUAUUUUGUAAUAUUGCAAAUUACAAAUGUGUAUUAGAUGAGUUGGACACUAUCGUUAUCUUAAGCAAGACAAAUUUUUUUACAAAACAUUCCAUAUAUCCACAUAAAUAAGCAAUAUGAGCUAUACUUAUUCACCGUACGAAUGUCCAAUUAGCAAACAGAUUGCUGAGGCAGAGGAUACUAUUGUUGGUCUUAAAAAUAGAGUUCGUGGUUUAGAAGAUCUGUUGGAAAGCAGAGAUUUAGAUGAUGAACAACGAGAUUCGUUAGAAAAAGAGCUAAUUGAAAUUAGAAACAUUUUAGACCAUAACAGAGAAGCUCUCAAAGGAUUGCAUAAGCAAAACACAAAAUCCUUUAUUGUAGCCGGUUGUGUAAUAUUUGUUUGUUUUUUAAUUUAUGGUAUUUACUGUAUCAUAUAUAAUCCAUAUUAAAUGGUUUUUUUUACCACAUUUUUGUAACCCUUGUGUCUUGUAUUGGAUUAA